AUGAGAAGGCAAAGGAGCUGGGCAGAAACAAGCGGGGAGAUGGGAAUAUAUGAAAGUGCGAACGCGAAAGCGCGCCCGAACGAAUACGAGGUGGGAUGGCAGGGAUUAAUGUAGUUGCGUUUUGAGGCAAGGCUCUGCUAGGAUGUCACGCCGAAAGAUGACACUGUCACGCCGUGAUGUGCCUUGUGCGAGUAUGAUACGAACUGGAGAUGGUGGAUGUCCUAAGAUCGCCUAACUUUGAAUGACGAAGACUCCUGAACAAUGACACGGUUCCCAAAUAUAAAGCAAUUAAGUGAUAGAAGCUGGAGGAUAAUAUAAUA
Tuber melanosporum (Perigord truffle) is the source of this 320-nucleotide messenger RNA. RefSeq lists its product as uncharacterized. The transcript has a single exon. The coding region runs from base 1 to 114 and encodes 37 amino acids. NCBI's taxonomy places the organism in Eukaryota, Fungi, Ascomycota, Pezizomycetes, Pezizales, Tuberaceae. The record is from RefSeq and is a predicted model, not a curated record.